UUGGCUGCUUGCCGAGCAUAUAGAGGCUCCCGUUAAGCGCUUCUGUCUUUCUCCGUUAGUGUCGGGACGGUCGCGGCCGAGCUUCACCUCUGCGCAACCCAGCCUACCACCAGAUCUCAUCCUCGGCUCAGCUACUUGAAACUAUGUCUAAGGGACCAGCGGUCGGCAUUGAUCUUGGGACCACCUACUCCUGUGUGGGUGUGUUCCAGCAUGGCAAAGUUGAAAUCAUUGCCAAUGACCAGGGCAACAGGACCACUCCCAGCUAUGUUGCCUUCACUGAUUCUGAGAGGCUCAUUGGAGAUGCAGCCAAAAAUCAAGUUGCCAUGAACCCCACCAACACAGUCUUUGAUGCCAAAAGGCUCAUUGGCCGCAGGUUUGAUGAUGGAGUUGUGCAGUCGGACAUGAAGCACUGGCCCUUCAAUGUCAUUAAUGACAACAGCCGCCCCAAAGUACAAGUGGAGUACAAGGGUGAGUCGAAGUCCUUCUACCCAGAGGAAAUCUCUUCAAUGGUGCUGGUGAAGAUGAAGGAGAUUGCAGAGGCCUACCUCGGAAAAACAGUAAACAAUGCAGUCAUCACUGUGCCAGCCUACUUCAAUGACUCCCAGCGCCAGGCAACCAAGGAUGCUGGUACGAUCUCAGGCCUUAAUGUUCUGCGUAUCAUCAAUGAGCCAACUGCUGCUGCCAUCGCUUACGGAUUGGACAAGAAGGUUGGAUCUGAGAGGAAUGUUCUCAUCUUUGAUCUUGGUGGUGGUACCUUCGAUGUGUCCAUCUUGACCAUUGAAGACGGUAUCUUUGAGGUCAAGUCUACUGCUGGAGAUACUCAUCUUGGAGGAGAAGAUUUUGACAACCGCAUGGUCAAUCAUUUCAUCGCCGAGUUCAAACGCAAGUACAAGAAGGACAUCAGUGACAACAAGAGAGCCGUCCGUCGUCUGCGCACCGCUUGUGAGAGGGCAAAGCGCACCCUGUCUUCCAGCACCCAGGCCAGCAUUGAGAUCGACUCCUUGUAUGAGGGUGUUGACUUCUAUACCUCCAUCACAAGGGCCCGCUUUGAGGAGCUCAAUGCUGACCUCUUCCGUGGCACCUUGGACCCAGUAGAAAAGUCCCUCCGUGAUGCCAAGAUGGAUAAAGGGCAGGUCCAUGACAUUGUUUUGGUUGGUGGCUCCACCCGUAUCCCCAAGAUCCAGAAGCUGCUGCAAGACUUCUUCAAUGGCAAGGAGCUGAACAAAAGCAUCAACCCUGAUGAGGCUGUGGCCUAUGGAGCUGCUGUCCAGGCUGCCAUCCUGUCUGGUGACAAAUCUGAGAAUGUCCAGGACCUGCUUCUUCUGGACGUCACCCCUCUGUCCCUGGGUAUCGAGACAGCUGGAGGUGUCAUGACGGUGCUGAUCAAACGUAACACCACCAUCCCUACCAAGCAGACCCAGACCUUCACCACCUAUUCAGACAACCAACCUGGCGUGCUCAUUCAAGUUUAUGAGGGCGAGCGUGCCAUGACAAAGGACAACAACCUGCUGGGCAAGUUUGAGCUGACAGGAAUCCCUCCUGCUCCUCGUGGUGUUCCUCAGAUUGAGGUCACUUUUGAUAUCGAUGCAAACGGCAUUAUGAAUGUUUCUGCUGUUGACAAGAGCACUGGCAAGGAGAACAAGAUCACAAUCACCAAUGACAAGGGUCGUCUGAGCAAGGAAGAUAUUGAGCGUAUGGUCCAGGAAGCCGAGAAAUACAAGGCUGAGGAUGAUGUCCAGCGUGAUAAGGUGUCUGCCAAGAAUGGCCUGGAAUCAUAUGCUUUUAACAUGAAGUCCACUGUGGAAGAUGAGAAGCUUGCUGGCAAGAUCAGCGACGAGGACAAGCAGAAGAUCUUGGACAAAUGCAAUGAGGUCAUUAGCUGGCUGGACAAGAACCAGACUGCAGAGAAGGAUGAGUAUGAGCACCAGCAAAAGGAGCUAGAGAAGGUGUGCAACCCCAUCAUCACAAAGCUGUACCAGAGUGCUGGUGGGAUGCCAGGUGGGAUGCCCGAGGGUAUGCCCGGUGGCUUCCCUGGAGCUGGUGGUGCUGCUCCUGGUGGUGGAUCCUCUGGACCAACCAUUGAGGAGGUUGAUUAAACAUUCCACCUCUUCAGUAGCUUCCUCCCCAAAAUGAGUUCGGAAACUAUGUAAGCCUCUCAUAGCUAGAGUUGCAUUGCUCAAGCUAGAGUGUUUAAAUAAAAUAAAAUAAAAAAAAUCUGGGUUCAGUAUUCAUAUUGCAUCUGUUUGUUUCACAGAAGGGAACAAAUUUGUUUGCAUUUAAACUUCACAUUUUAUGGGAAGAUUUUAUAUCUGGAAUGUCAGCUGUCUCAGUACCUAGCAAAAAAUAAAUUGGUGACCCUGUU
Messenger RNA from Lampris incognitus (smalleye Pacific opah), 2362 nucleotides. RefSeq names its product heat shock cognate 70 kDa protein. Gene Ontology annotation, molecular function: ATP binding; heat shock protein binding; ATP hydrolysis activity. The transcript is spliced from 9 exons. The record is from RefSeq and is a predicted model, not a curated record. Bases 144 to 2096 code for a protein of 650 amino acids. Gene Ontology annotation, cellular component: plasma membrane; nucleus; cytosol. NCBI's taxonomy places the organism in Eukaryota, Metazoa, Chordata, Actinopteri, Lampriformes, Lampridae. Gene Ontology annotation, biological process: cellular response to unfolded protein; protein refolding; vesicle-mediated transport.